AUGCCGCACAUCCUCAUCUUCGGAGCCACUGGCACAAUUGGUGGCGCACUCGCACACUACCUCCUCAGCAGCGGGCAGCAUACGGUCUACGGCCUUGCAAGGUCCCCAGCCAAAGCGAAAGUACUCGCAAAGCAGGAGAUCAUCCCCGUUCUCGGCUCCAUUGCCGAGCCUAAAGGUUUCCUGGAUCUUCUUGCCUCUCACCCCGAAAUCAGCGUUGUCGUCGACGCGGCCGCCGCAUAUGGCGAGAGCGCUACAAUAGUGGACCUUCUCGUAACAGCGGGCAAGAAGCGACUUGAAGAGUACGAGAGAGUGGGCGCACCUUCGGGCCCCAAGUUGGGAUAUGUUUAUGUUUCGGGGAUGUGGGUCCACGGCUCCAGCCACACUCCUGUCUCCGACAUGGACGCCCUGACCGGCACGUCCGCCGCCGGUAGCCCCCCCGCCAACAUGGUAGCCUGGCGCCCCCAGAUCGAACGAACCAUCCUCUCGCCCGCCACGCGCGCCGUCCUGGACACCGCAAUCGCCCGACCUGCGUGCACUUACGGGAGCGGCUCCGCAAUCUGGGGCGCUCCCCUUUCCGCCCUCCUGAAAGCCACAAAAGCCAGCCCGCAGCCCCCGAGCGUGCAGAUCACUCUUGAUCCGCUUGGUACCGCGGCGCUGGUCCAUGUCGAGGAUGCAGGCGCUGGGAUCGGCGCGCUGGUGGAGAAGCUGCCGUUGUUGGCGGGCACGGGCGUCUAUCCGGUCUUUGACUUUGUGGGGCAGAUUGAGAGCGUGAGGGCGAUUAUGGAGGGCGCGGCGAGGGUAUUUGGGUAUAAAGGUGUUGUGGAGCUGACGGGGGUGCAGGAGGGUGAUGUGCUGGGCGAGGCGCUUAGUUCGAGUGUGAUUGGAGAUUCUGGUAGGGCAAGGGGGUUGCUGGGUUGGGAGGCGAAGAGGAGGGGGUUCUUUAGUGGAAUUGAUCUGUAUGCUACGUCGUGGCUUGCUGGUACCGAAUGA
Bacidia gigantensis is the source of this 990-nucleotide messenger RNA. RefSeq lists its product as uncharacterized. The coding region runs from base 1 to 990 and encodes 329 amino acids. The transcript has 2 exons. Lineage: Eukaryota; Fungi; Ascomycota; Lecanoromycetes; Lecanorales; Ramalinaceae. The record is from RefSeq and is a predicted model, not a curated record.